Messenger RNA from Morchella sextelata, 1461 nucleotides. RefSeq lists its product as uncharacterized. The coding region runs from base 1 to 1461 and encodes 486 amino acids. The transcript has 9 exons. The record is from RefSeq and is a predicted model, not a curated record. Lineage: Eukaryota; Fungi; Ascomycota; Pezizomycetes; Pezizales; Morchellaceae.
AUGGCGAGCGAGUACUUUGCGACAGUUCAAGUGGAAGAUGUCGAUAUCGUCAAAUUCCUCAACGCCGCCUGCGCCCCGGGACUGGUCGACGUCAACGCUUAUCAGAAGGCCAUCGAUUCUUACAUCAAGUCGUUGAAUAGUCUAGUCGAUGACGAGAACCUCCCCAAGAGUGCUAGGGACCAUGCAGCAUCCCUCAUGGACCGGUACCGUACGGGACCCGAUAAAGAGCUCGCUAGGCGCUGGCUACAGGCGAGGAAGCCUCCGCCAAGCCAUUCGACAAAUGUGACCAUCAACGGUGAUAUGCUCGGGGGAUCAGUCAAUGCUAUCGGGGUUCUUGCGCCAACAGUGGCGGCAAGCAAGAAGCGGCAGACGCGUUUGGAGGAGGAGGGGAACGAGGAGGGAGAAGGAGGAGGAAAGGAAAAGAAGAAGAGGAAGAAGAAAGGCGGUGAUCAGGCAGGAAUCGCGUCAUUGGAUAAUAAUAAUACAUAUCGCCGGAUGACCGCCGAUUCCAUGUGGAAACUGCCCAGUGGGGCAUAUGUGGAAGAUGUACUUCGGAAUGCUCCGGGCCUAGCACGGUCCUUUGUAAUUGAUGUUCUUGAUCCAUCUGUCGAAAAGCUCUUUGACCCGGAUGACUGGCCAGAAAUACUCGCGCAGGUGCCGCCCUGGCCGGAUAUUGAUGAGAAACUUGUGAGCUCAAUGGAGCGGUUUUGGGAUGCCGAAUCUCCCGCUCAGCUCCGGAAGAUUUUGGGUAGUACCUCCUUCCUCAAGGAAGAUGAACAAUAUAAUCGAGCGGAGAACUAUGACCUGGAUUGGAUUGAUCUAUGCUUUAGAAUGCUGCUACCUCUAUACGAAGACCCCGAUCAAAUACUCCUCAAAGAUCAUAACGAGCAAUGGUACACCAUCAAUAUAUGGUCCGUCAUCGUGGACCGUUGUCUCCAAAAUCUUAGCGGGAUCACUCUUCGCCGCGGUGAGACGACGAGUAUCGAGAGCACCGCAAGAAGGAACCGCGACCGGGUGGCCACCACAAGGCGCAAAAGACUUGGUGCACGUUUUGAUGGACUAGCUCAGGACAACAAUGGGCAACUUGAGUACCUCGCCAUGGAAACUUCAAGAACCUUUGACGGCGAGACUAGCAGUAAAUGGCUCUGUGACACCAGGAAGGUGGCUAAAUCCCUUCAUGGAAUGCUGUACCGUCUACAGGGUCACGUCAAACAGGAUGGGGUGAUUUUGAGAGAGAUGCAUAUGGCGGGUCUCGUCAGCGCAGGAUUGCAUUGCCAGGUACUUCGAAUGACGUAUGCGAAAGGCCAUUAUAUGGCGUAUGAAGAUGAUUGCCCGGAAGUGCAAGGACUCCGUCGCGAAACAUGGGCUGGGAACCAAGCUUUCGGACUUGCUGUCACCCCCGAGCCUCCCGAGCCUUCCCAGCUUAUCGACCUCAUGUCCCAUUAUUCCUCCCUCUUGUGA